GCAUUCCUCGACCUCGCGAGCAGCCGGGGCGAGACGGGCAGUCUUCAUGCCGGGCAGGGCGAGCGCGAAGCGCCCCGGGGCCAUCCUUCCCACCAAGUCCGCACCACGCUUCCCUCGCUAGCGGUCGUGGCGGUCGUCGCCUACCUCCUGGCAAGGCGGGUGAUGUGCGGCCCGCGUCCUGCCGGCCGCGUCGAUAUCGCCGUAUCUCCAGUGCGCCAAGAGCAGGCGCCAGAAAGGCAUCGAGAAAGGCACGGCAAGUGCUGCGCCUGCCAGCAGGACGUGCGGAAGUACUACGACGCCCUGCGAGCGAUUCGCGUUGCCAGGUGGCUUAGGGACGAAACCGGUUCGUCUGACGAGGCCGCCGCCCUGGUGAAGCUGCAGGGGUGCCCGCUCGUCGUGCUCAAGGUGUGGUUUGCCUUCGCAGCGCUGAGCGCCCGCACCGUCGGCAUGCACACUGGCUCCCGGAGCGCCGGCGCAAGAGGGCGCAUCCCGCUGCUGGACGUGGCGUCCCAGCGGGAUCCGGCAGCCGCCAUCCGUAUUCAGGACGAUUGCGCGGAGCAGCUCAGCCG
Molecule: messenger RNA, 569 nt
Organism: Prorocentrum cordatum
Lineage: Eukaryota; Dinophyceae; Prorocentrales; Prorocentraceae
Source: the annotation of a GenBank genome assembly